Molecule: messenger RNA, 942 nt
Organism: Plasmodium gonderi
Lineage: Eukaryota; Apicomplexa; Aconoidasida; Haemosporida; Plasmodiidae
Product: dehydrodolichyl diphosphate synthetase
Exons: 8
Coding region: 1-942 (313 amino acids)
Biological process (GO): polyprenol biosynthetic process
Cellular component (GO): endoplasmic reticulum
Source: RefSeq, a predicted model, not a curated record
AUGCCUCUAAAUAUAUUGGAAAGACUGAUCACUUCACUGAUAAGGAGUCUUAUCAACGUUGAGCACAUAUCCAUAAUCAUGGAUGGUAACAGGCGAUUCGCAAAGGAAAAGGGAAUCCACUCCUCCCUGGGACACUAUAUGGGAUCAAAAACCCUCAUUCAAAUCAUAGAAAUAUGUAUUAGAUUAAACAUAAAAAUUUUAUCCGUUUUUUCGCUUUCCUUGUUGAAUUAUAACAGAAGUCCCGAGGAAGUGCACUUUCUCUUUUACUUAAAUCUACUCAUUUUGAUUAAUGAGGAUAUAUUUAUGAAUUUCAUAAGGGACAAUAAAAUAAGAGUCAAAGUAAUUGGAAACCUCUCCUACAUUAAUGAAGCAUACCGGAAAAUUAUCUACGAGGUAGAACAGAAAACAAAGCAGUUUGACAACCUUACGCUGAACAUAUUCUUUUCAUAUACCAGUAGAAACGAAAUGAGCUUAUGUAAAUUUGACCCGAAUUUGUAUUAUAAUACUUAUAAGAAUCUCUUAGAGGAACAAAAAAUAUCCUAUUCUACCUCGACAUUAGCAAACAUGAAAAAUCAAAAUAAAUGCGAAUAUUUAGAACAUAUAAUGAAAAAAGAAAGAACUGAUCCUAAGGAAAUUUAUGAAGUAGAUUGUAUAUGUGGGAAACGAGCUUUCUUAAAUCAGAAGCAAAUAAAAAUAGUUAAUUACUAUAAGAAGCUGCUUACAUGCGAUAUGCCACCUCCGAAUAUUUUGAUAAGGACUUCGGGAGAGAAGAGGCUAUCGGAUUUUAUGCUAUACCAAAUUUCCGAAUUUACAGAAAUUUAUUUCAUCAAUGAGUACUGGCCAGCGUUUAAUUUUUUUCAGUUCAUAUAUGUUAUUUUGCACUACACAAUUUUUCAGACAACCAAAAUAGCUUUUUCAUACUCAAAUCCGUGUACACAUUAA